UUUGCAUCAGGGCCAGCCAAGUCAGCACUGCAUCCAGUUUAUUCGAGUAUCUCGACGAAGCGGUCAAGUUAAGUAAAUAAUUUAAACCAACAAAUAAAAGUAAAAGCAAAGUACUCUUAUAGUGAUGCCUUUCCUAACUAAAGCAAAAGGAAUUCUUAGAGAAUAUUGUGAAAAUACAAGUUUGGUAGGACUUGGAUAUAUUUCUAAUCAGAAGAUCCAUUUAACAGAGAGGAUAUUUUGGCUGAUUUGUAUAAUCAUUUCUGCUGGUGGAUCUUACUACCUUAUUCGAGAAUAUCAAAACGCUUUUGAAAGCGAAGCCAUCAGCUUGGUUAUCGAGGGAACAGGGCCACAGGACAAAACCCAGUUUCCAGCUGUUGCCAUAUGUGAGGAUGGAAAUGUUAAGGUCCAGUAUGAAAAACUAUCAGACUACAUUAAGGAAUUGGGUGCACAAUAUGGAACAACUGAAUAUAGUUAUGACGUCGAAGAUUUUCUUCUUCGAGUUAUAUUCGAAAAUAUGUACAGCUUUGGGUCAUUGAAACACUAUUGCGAACCAUUCUAUGACUGUGAUGAUUGCGUUAAAUGCCCCCAAUCAGGCUAUAAGAAACUUUCUGAAUUGGUACGUCAAAAUUGUUCUAAUCUUAUUGAAAACUGUAGCUGGAACGAUAAGCCAUUCAAUUGUUGUGAUUAUUUUCUACCGCUGCAGACAUCAGUUGGUCUUUGUUUUGUUUUGAACUCUGAACAAACUACCAAAAGAAAUGGUCCAAAUUGGUUGGAAACUGAAACUGGAUGGGAUGUUGGGUUCGGGAGAUUACAAAUGGAAGUAACGCACCCUGUUCAGCUACAAUUACUAAACGCCGAAGAUGUUCCCUCGUUUUUUAUUCAAGACCAUAUAUACAGGAUAAUGCGCCUUCAGACCGAUCAAGAAAUUCAACUAAGUGUCCAGAGUACAACAAAUGAUCCUGAUGUUCGUGAAAUAUCACCACAAUUCAGAAGAUGUAGAUUUCCCGAUGAGAAUUUCAAAGAUUCUUCAUAUAAAUAUUAUAGUUUUACAACUUGUGUUUCGGACUGUCUCAAGCGAUUGCAGAAUCAAACUUGUGGCUGUAUAAGUUACAAUUAUUUAGUAAAGAAUGACGAUAAAAGUCCUCUUUGCGAUUAUGAAGGAUUUCUAUGCCUCGAUCAAUCAGAUCUUCUUCGCCCAAGGCCAACAAUUUUGCAACCAUGGCGUUCGAAUGGGCUUGUUUGUAAAUGUUUACCAUCUUGCACUGAACAUGAAAUCAGUGUUGUACAAGCAUCAUCAAGAGUAAAUCAUGAGGCGAAAUUAAGUCAAAUUCGAAUAACACAAACGGUAGCAACUCAGCAAUAUCGAAGACAAACAGUUCGUACACGUUUGGAUGUUGUUGUGACGAUUGGAGGAAUUCUAGGACUUUUCAUGGGCGCUAGUAUCUUAAGUGGAAUUGAGAUUUUUUAUUUCUUUUGUGUUAGAAUUUUAAGUCUAACGAAUUAAACUAAUUAAAAUUUGUUCAUUAUAAUUUGAAUGCACUUGAAUUAAAUAAAAACUUGAUGAAAUGCAACCAUCUUCAC
This is a messenger RNA of Eupeodes corollae, 1581 nucleotides long. RefSeq names its product pickpocket protein 19 (gene ppk15). Bases 125 to 1504 code for a protein of 459 amino acids. Gene Ontology annotation, molecular function: ligand-gated sodium channel activity. The transcript has 8 exons. Gene Ontology annotation, biological process: sodium ion transmembrane transport. The record is from RefSeq and is a predicted model, not a curated record. Gene Ontology annotation, cellular component: membrane. Lineage: Eukaryota; Metazoa; Arthropoda; Insecta; Diptera; Syrphidae.